GGUUCCCCAUAAAAGCGUGCGCGCAGCGCAGGCCCAUUCUCUUCUCACGGCCGCGGGAGAACAUGGCGCCGCAGAAAGACAAGAAGCCUAAGAAGUCAACCUGGAGGUUUCAUUUGGACCUUACUCAUCCGGUAGAAGAUGGAAUUUUUGAUUCUGGAAAUUUUGAACAGUUUCUACGGGAGAAGGUUAAAGUCAAUGGAAAAACUGGAAAUCUUGGGAAUGUUGUUCACAUUGAACGAUUGAAGAAUAAAAUUACAGUUGUUUCUGAGAAACAGUUCUCUAAAAGGUAUUUGAAAUAUCUUACCAAGAAAUACCUUAAGAAGAAUAAUCUCCGUGAUUGGCUUCGUGUGGUUGCAUCUGACAAGGAGACUUACGAACUUCGUUAUUUCCAGAUUAGUCAAGAUGAAGAUGGGUCAGAGUCUGAGGACUAGUUGCCUUUGGUAGACUUAAAAAAACAACUAAAAUUAAGCCGGGCAGUGGUGGUGCAUGCCUUUAAU
Messenger RNA from Onychomys torridus (southern grasshopper mouse), 497 nucleotides. RefSeq names its product ribosomal protein L22 like 1 (gene Rpl22l1). Gene Ontology annotation, cellular component: ribosome. The record is from RefSeq and is a predicted model, not a curated record. Lineage: Eukaryota; Metazoa; Chordata; Mammalia; Rodentia; Cricetidae. The transcript is spliced from 4 exons. Gene Ontology annotation, biological process: cytoplasmic translation. The coding region runs from base 63 to 431 and encodes 122 amino acids. Gene Ontology annotation, molecular function: RNA binding; structural constituent of ribosome.